Messenger RNA from Daphnia magna, 1301 nucleotides. Its product is annotated as methionine aminopeptidase 1. Gene Ontology annotation, molecular function: metalloaminopeptidase activity. NCBI's taxonomy places the organism in Eukaryota, Metazoa, Arthropoda, Branchiopoda, Diplostraca, Daphniidae. The transcript is spliced from 7 exons. The coding region runs from base 97 to 1215 and encodes 372 amino acids. The record is from RefSeq and is a predicted model, not a curated record. Gene Ontology annotation, biological process: proteolysis.
UCAAAAAUUGCAGACGCUUGUAUUGCAACGUGCACGACUGAGACUGAGAAUGAGCCAUAUCCCAUAUCAUAUAAAGUAAAAAUUUGUUUGAAAACAAUGUCGACAGGGGCUCUUUGUGAAACUCCGGGUUGUAAUCUAGAAGCUCGGCUUCAAUGCCCUACUUGCCUAAAGCUAGGAAUUAAAGGUUCUUUUUUCUGCACCCAAGAAUGUUUCAAGAAAAUCUGGAAUGUACACAAGAGUGUCCACAAAAAAGAAACAGUGGCAGAGCCUGUCACAUAUAACCCUUGGCCUGGUUAUCCAUUUACUGGCACUCUGCGUCCAUUUCCUCAGACACCAAAACGUGUUAUUCCUCCACAUAUUAAAAGGCCAGAUUAUGCUGAUCAUCCAGAAGGACAUCCUCUUGGGGAACAAUCUGCUAGAGGCAGUUCAUAUAUUAAGGCAUUAAGUGAUGAAGAGAAAGAAGGAAUGAAAGUUGUUUGCAAACUUGGAAGGGAAAUUCUGGAAGAAGCAGCUAAUGCAGUGGCUGUAGGAGUUACCACAGAUGAAAUUGACAGAAUUGUUCAUGAAGCCUGUAUAGAGCGAGAGUGCUACCCGUCACCCCUAAAUUAUUAUGAGUUUCCCAAGUCUUGUUGCACCUCUAUCAAUGAGGUGAUCUGUCAUGGUAUUCCUGAUAUGAGACCUAUGCAAAAUGGAGAUAUUUGCAACAUUGAUGUCACGGCGUACCACCGGGGAUUCCAUGGAGACCUAAAUGAAACCUUGUUCGUCGGCCAAGUUAGCGAAUCUGCCAAAAAACUUGUACAAGUCACUUGGGAAUGUCUCGAGAAAGCCAUGGAAAUCGUUAAACCAGGGGUCAAGUACCGUGAUGUGGGGGCUGUUAUUCAGAAGCAUGCUCAAAGUCACGGUUUUUCCGUCGUCCGGAGUUAUUGCGGCCAUGGUAUUCACCAGCUUUUUCACACAGCACCAAAUAUUCCACAUUACGCAAAAAAUAAAGCCGUUGGCGUUAUGAAACCCGGCCACUGUUUUACAAUUGAGCCAAUGAUAUCAGAAGGGGUAUGGAAGGAUGAACAGUGGCCGGAUAAUUGGACCGCCGUUACCCAAGACGGGAAACUUUCUGCCCAAUUCGAGCACACGAUGCUUGUGACUGAAACCGGUGUCGAUGUCCUAACCCGACGCUUGGUAAAGGAUGGAUUGCCUUAUUUCAUGACCAGUCAGUAAGGUAUAAUGACCGAUCACGUCCAUGCUUGAGCAUGACGGGAGUGAAAUACAUGCGGUAUUUAAAAAAGAAACAAAUAAAAAACAAA